This is a messenger RNA of Pelecanus crispus (Dalmatian pelican), 1401 nucleotides long. Lineage: Eukaryota; Metazoa; Chordata; Aves; Pelecaniformes; Pelecanidae. The record is from RefSeq and is a predicted model, not a curated record.
AUGACCACAGAGAGUUUUGCAGAGUUCCUGAAUAAGCUCAAAGAAAUCCAUGAGAAAGAGGUCCAAGGUCUGCAAAGCAAGCUGACGGAGCUGACGACGGAGAAGUGCCGUGAUGCUCAGAGAAUUGAAGAGUUGUUUGCUAAAAAUCACCAAUUAAGGGAACAACAGAAGGUCCUUAAAGAAAAUGUAAGGGUGUUAGAAAACAGGUUGCGAGCAGGUCUCUGCGACAGAUGCAUGGUCACCCAGGAGCUGGCAAAAAAGAAGCAGAAUGAGUAUGAGACCUCCCAUUUCCAGAGCCUGCAGCACAUCUUCAUCCUCACUAACGAGACGAACCGCCUGAGGGAAGAGAACAAAACUCUCAAGGAAGAACUGAAGAGGCUCCGGAGCCUGGAGGACAGGACAAAGACCCCAGGAGUCACCUCCAGAGAAAGCAGCUCCACCCCCAGCUCCCCCUUGGCUUUACUGUCCCCAGCGAGCAGGAACGCCGGCAGCGAGAAAGCAGCUCACAGGGGAGCAGAAGAAGCCCACCACGACCUGCCAGGCCUUGAGCUGGGAGAAGAAAAGCCUGCAGGACAGAGAAGCUCUCCAAGCAGUAGGACUUCCCCAAGCACCGUCCUCCAAGAAGUCAGCCUCGCAGAAAUUGCAUCCCAGAGGAUCGCCAACCAGCUGCAUGGAACCAUUGCCCUGGUGAGACCCGGCUCCAGACCCUGCCUCCUGGAAAAAAGUCCUUCGGGGGUAGCAGUGUCCCCACCGGCAAGGAAGACUCCUCUCCCGACAGAGCGCGAGCGCAGCCCCAGCCUUGAGGCUUAUUUAACACCAAGCAAAUCAGACUCCGCCAAGGUUGCUCCAUCCUACGAAAACCUAAAACUGACUGCCCGGAGAGAGCAGCUCUGCCUCCUCCACAAGCACCUUUCCCUGCACCAGCUGGGGCUGGCGAGCAACUGUGCCUUGGCCGACCAGGACACUUCCCCCAGCCAUUUGCUCAGGGCCAAAGAUGCCGAUGACAGGACGCGGUCGCGUGAUGGCUGGGAAGAUCGCGCAGCCUUGCUGAAGCUCCCUGCCGCCAUGGUGUACGUGAGGGAUCAGCACCUGGAGGAGAAGCUGCACCUCCUCAAGCACAGGGAGCAGCUGCAGCAUUUCCUCAUGCAGCAGUGCCAGCCAGGCCAGCGGGCAGAUGGAGACCCAAAGCUCGCACCCGAGGAGCGGCCCCUCUCCCCAUGGCUGAGCACCACUCCGGGAUGCAAGGAGGAAAGGUCCUUCCUGGAGGAUGCUGCAGAUGGGAAGGAAGAGAAGGAGCUUUGGCUGAGCCGGGACAUCUCCGAGCUCCGAGAAAAGGCGAAGGUGGCAAGGGACGAUGGUGCAGAUGCGCCGCUGGAUCUGUCAGACUCUGGACGUGGCAGG